GAUUGAAAUUCUAAAGACAGACAUAAAAACUCAUUUAAUAAGUUUCCCAUUUGCUUCAUUUUCAAGAAAACAAAAACAGUAACUUGAGGGUUUCACUUUUCUCAUUUUCUUGAACAAAACACAUAUAAAACACUACUCAAUGCAUCAAUAAUUAGUUCACUACCACUCAAAGCAAAAUGGAAUCCAAAUGUUUGAUGAAAUCUUCAUCCAAUUUGUUCUAUUUACUGCUAAUUUCACUCGGAAUCCUUCGAGUUCAGUGUCUAACUCCUAACAAGACAACAUCGAAGGUGCCGGCAGUAAUUGUGUUCGGAGAUUCAAUUGUAGACCCGGGCAACAACAACGCGAUCGAAACUCUAAUUAAAUGCAACUUCCCGCCCUACGGCAAGGACUUCGCCCAGCAUAAACCCACUGGAAGGUUUUGCAAUGGCAAAAUCCCCUCGGAUUUCAUCGCUUCUCAACUGGGAAUAAAGGAGCUUGUUCCAGCUUACCUUGGGACUGAACUGACCGCUCAAGACCUCCUCACUGGUGUAAGCUUUGCAUCAGGUGGUGCCGGAUACGAUCCUCUCACAUCUCAACUUGUGUCAGCGUUAACUAUGAGCGAUCAGCUAAAUUUGUUCAAAGAUUACAAGGAGAAGUUGAAGAAAGUUGCAGGAGAAGUCAAAGCAAAUAAUACAAUCUCCCAGGGCUUGUUUCUAGUAGUUACAGGAACUGACGACUUAGCAAACACAUAUUUUACGACACCAUUCAGGAGAGCGGAAUUUGAUCUUCCAUCCUACAUCAACUUUACUGUGGACUGUGCUGUGAGCUUUUAUCAGGAGCUUUACCACUUAGGUGCAAGGAAGAUAGCUGUUGUGGGGGUUCCUCCAGUAGGUUGUGUUCCAUCACAAAGAACCAUCGAAGGAGGGAUUGAAAGACAUUGUGUACCUCUCUACAACCAAGCUGCAUUAAUGUUCAAUGCAAAGCUAUCUACAGAAUCGGAAAGGCUUAACAAAACAUUAAAGGGAGCACAAAUAGUCUACAUCGAUAUAUACACACCCUUGCUUGAUUUAAUUACACGUCCAUUUGCCUAUGGAUUUGAGGAGUCCACAAAGGGUUGUUGCGGAACAGGAUAUUUUGAAGUUACUUUAGCUUGCAAUAGCUUGACAACACCAACAUGUGAAGAUGCUUCCAAGUAUGUCUUUUGGGACAGCUACCAUCCUACAGAGAGGGCCUAUAACAUUCUGAUAACAGAAGUUUUUCAAAAGUAUGGAUCACUUCUCACCUAA
Messenger RNA from Dioscorea cayenensis subsp. rotundata (Guinea yam), 1265 nucleotides. RefSeq names its product GDSL esterase/lipase EXL3-like. Lineage: Eukaryota; Viridiplantae; Streptophyta; Magnoliopsida; Dioscoreales; Dioscoreaceae. The record is from RefSeq and is a predicted model, not a curated record. The transcript is spliced from 5 exons. Bases 177 to 1265 code for a protein of 362 amino acids. Gene Ontology annotation, molecular function: hydrolase activity, acting on ester bonds.